Molecule: messenger RNA, 621 nt
Organism: Prunus armeniaca (apricot)
Lineage: Eukaryota; Viridiplantae; Streptophyta; Magnoliopsida; Rosales; Rosaceae
Source: the annotation of a GenBank genome assembly
AUGGCAAGUUUAAUGUUAAUGUUGGUUUCUCUUUCCCUCAUCAUCUUCAAUCUUAUCUUGCUCCCUCUCCCAUCAACCGUCAUCUCCUCCUGCAACGGUCGAUGCAAAACCCUCAACGACUGUGCUGGUCAGCUCAUAUGCAUCAAGGGCAAGUGCAACGACGACCCUGAUGUCGGGACCCACACAUGCCGCGGAGGUGGGGGCUCAUCCCCACCUGACAAUUGUAAGUCCUCGGGAACUUUCUAUUGUAAGGGGAAAUCAUACCUUAAAUACACAUGCUCCCCACCAGUGACGUCGUCCACGAAAGCCAAACUCACACUCAACAAUUCAGUGAAGGUGGGGAUGGAGGGGGUGCAUCGGAGUGUGACAAGCGAUUCCAUAACAACACUGAGCGGUUGUGGCACUGUCCACUGGGUGAUAAUAAGAAUUACGGCAAGUAAUGGGAAGAGUGUGACAGCGAGAGUGGUGGACGAAUGCGAUUCACGUAAUGGAUGUGAUGCAGAGCAUGCAGGGCUGCCGCCGUGUGGGAACAAUAUUGUUGAUGGCUCUGCGGCUGUGUGGAAUGCUUUGCAACUAAACCAGGAUUUGGGAGUUGUAGACGUUACUUGGUCCAUGGCCUAG